Oncorhynchus kisutch (coho salmon) is the source of this 5482-nucleotide messenger RNA. RefSeq names its product protein spire homolog 1-like. The transcript is spliced from 17 exons. The coding region runs from base 207 to 2660 and encodes 817 amino acids. Gene Ontology annotation, molecular function: actin binding; microtubule binding. Lineage: Eukaryota; Metazoa; Chordata; Actinopteri; Salmoniformes; Salmonidae. Gene Ontology annotation, biological process: Golgi vesicle transport; actin filament network formation; actin filament polymerization. The record is from RefSeq and is a predicted model, not a curated record. Gene Ontology annotation, cellular component: cytoplasmic vesicle membrane; cell cortex.
CAUGCAAACUGUCCGUCAUAUGACUGGUACCCAUACGAAAACACAGCAAGGCGGGGGAAAUAAUAAUCACUGUCCGUGGUGGUGCUGCUGUUGCAAGGGAAUCGCAUCUUUUCUGAUGUCUUCAGGCUGCCCGGAUCGUUUGUUUAUCUGCGGCUCCCCGUUUAUUAGUGUCAUCACCGGCCCUUCUCGGUCGAUAGAAUGAAAGGAUGGCCAAGCGGCGAGAUUCGGACGAGGAGAGUGGAGAGCUGAUCGGCCCUGCUGCGGUCCAGCGAGAUAAGACGCCGUAUCCCGGGAUGGCAAAAAUGGACGGAAUGGAGGAAAGAGGGGGAAGUGAACUGUCUUUGGAGGAGAUUUUAAUGCUCUACAGCCAACCGAUUAACGAAGAGCAGGCUUGGGCAGUGUGUUACCAAUGCUGCAUAAACCUGGCUCAGGGACAUAGGAGGAAUUCUGGCACAGCUGCCGGUGCAUCAGUGGUGGAUACUCCGAAAAGGAUUGAGGGACCACAGGAUGUGAGGAUUCAGAAAGACGGAGCUGUCAAAUUACAAUAUGAAGGCUGUGAUGGUAAAUCCAUCCCAGCCACAUCAACAGAGGUGAUUGAGUCUCUGGGCAUCAUGAUCUACAAGGCGUUGGACUACGGACUGAAGGAGAACGAGGAGCGGGAGCUGAGCCCACCCCUGGAGCAGCUCAUAGACCUCAUGACCAACAUGGGUGAGGCCGAGAGAGACGCCUGCCCUGACGAAGGUUACGAGGCGACCGAGGAAGAGGAGGAGGCCGAAGACGGCCCCAUCAACAUCUGUAAUGUUCGUGGCUACAGGGACAUCCUGAGGAUGUGUGUGUCUCACCUCCCCAGCCCUGGCGAUGCCCCCAGCCACUACCAGGCUGUGUGCCGUGCUCUCUACGCUGAGACCAGGGAGCUACGCUCCUUCCUGGAGAAGAUCAAGAGUGCCAAAGAGAAUCUUCGGAAGAUGGGUGGCGAGCCGUCUGAGGAUCCCAGCAGAGGCCUAAAUGAGCUCCAGAAUGCGGACUGGGCUAAGUUCUGGAUGCAGGUGAUGGGAGACCUGCGGAACGGGGUGAAGCUGAAGAAGGUCCAGGAGCGCCAGUACAACCCUCUGGCCAUUGAGUUCCAGCUCACGCCCUACGAGAUGCUCAUGGAUGACAUCCGCUCCAAACGCUACAAACUACGCAAGGUCAUGGUAAACAACGACAUCCCACCAAGGUUGAAGAAGAGCGCCCAUGAGGUCAUCCUAGACUUCAUCCGGUCCAGACCUCCUCUCAACCCUGCAGCAGCCAGGAAGCUGAAGCCCCAGCCCCAGGUUCCUCCCACCUUGCACGAGAGGAUCCUGGAUGAGAUCAAAUCUGAGAGGAAACUGAGACCUGUCUCUCCUGAUGUGAUCCGCAGGAGCAGGCUGGUAAUUCGGCCUCUUAGCAUGUCUCAAAGUUUUGACUUGUCAGGUGGAGGCAUAUACUACAGCACUCCACAGUUGAUCCUUACACGUCAAGAUGUGUCCAGCCCUGACGGCCGCAGGAAGACUUCCAGCACCAUGACCCUCAGCAGUCUGUCCAAUGGAGGGCCAGGGGUACCAGGGGGUGGAGCCCAGGCCCUAUGUCAGAGGAAGAGGCUGAAAGCACCCACCCUGUCAGAACUGGACAGCUCCGACUCUGACGAUGACAUCACCAUUGGGGGUCAAAAGUCAGCUAGUAGCUCCAGUGUCUCUACAUCGGUGGUGGACGACACCUCUCCAGAGUCUGUACUGGGCAGGAAGACUCCACCCAUGUUCCUGCCCAUCUCCUCAACCCCCCAGCCUGAGAGACGGCAGGCCCCCCAGAGGAGACACUCCAUUGAGAAGGAGACACCCACCAACGUACGGCAGUUCAUACCCCCAUCCAGACAGAGCUCCAAGUCUCUGGAGGAGUUCUGUUUCCCAGUAGAGUGCUUGUCCCUGACGGUGGAAGAGGUGAUGCACAUCAGACAGGUGCUGGUCAAAGCAGACCUGGAGAAGUUCCAACAGUACAAGGACGUGUACAACGCUAUGAAGAAGGGAAAGCUUUGCUUCUGUUGCCGAUCCAAAAGGUUUUCCUUGUUCACCUGGUCCUACACCUGCCAGUUCUGCAAAAGGCCUGUGUGUUCACAGUGCUGUCAAAAAAUGAGGCUGCCCUCCAAGCCCUAUGCCAACCUGCCCAUCUAUUCCCUGGGCUCUACCACCACUCUACCCAGGGACCGGGUAGCAGCUCUGGGGAAAGCUGCCAGUUUAGCUGGUCCAGCAGCAGCAGUUUCAGCAGGAAAAGGAAAAGCAGCAGCAUCAGUAGCAGCAGCAGGACCAAGCAGAGCAGCAGCCCCCAAGCCUGAGAAGCCCUCUACCAGCCACCACCGCCUCAGCCUUCAGAAGACCAUGUCCAAGUUGUCUAAGCACGGUAGUCUGGAGAAGUCCCAGUCCCGUGACGAGGUGGAGCUCCCAGCGGAGCUGACGGAGGACUGGAGCACCAUGGAAGUGUGUGUAGACUGCAAGAAGUUCAUCCACGACAUCAUCUCCUCCAGCAAGCACAGCCUCUCCCUGGCCACCAAGCGGGCGCGCUUAAAACGCAAGACCCAGUCCUUCUACAUGUCGUCCCCCAAAGGAGCUGAUUACCGACCCUCAGAAAGAACAAUCAAUGAGGUCUAGACUCUCCCCUCGUCCUUGACCUUCUCCACGGUCUUCUAGCUGCUCCCAGAACUUAUGGCACAAUAGAGAACUCUGACUGACUGGGUUUUGAGCUGGAUGACCGUGCUGCGAUCCGGCCUGUACCAGUAGACGUGUCUAGUUUAGUCUGUCUGUCGAUGCUGUCAGAGCGGGCUGUGGACCUUUACUUUUCCUUGGAGAUGUGUGGACUGUGUAGUCAGUGCUUGUUGCCAUGUCCUCUGAUCGUCACAUACAGUACGAGUACUUUCAGACAAAAGGAUACUAGUCCAUUUUUAUACAAUAUUUUGCUCGGUAAUGUCAUUUCUCCCAUAAUGUUUUGCCAUAGAGAGGUGGUUAAGGACACUGAAUGAUCAAAUGUAAAGUAUGAGGUAGUGUAAAGAUUCAAAGCGGUAUGGCCUCAGUCACCCCCUAUACUGGCACAAUUGGUGGAAUAUGGUAGGAGCUACUCGCCCACAGAAAAAUCAAUGAGCACAAGGCAAAAUAACGCUCCAUAUUUGAAUUCCUCAGGCUGUGGUAUUCUAUUGUAAGAGAGUAGGUAUGAUGCUAACAACACAAGUUGUGAACUGUGAACACCUUAAAGUGGAGACAAUAUGAGUUAAAAGCAACAAAUGAUUGGAUGAUGGCUUGAAAGGAUAUGAAACUGUGGAUGUUUUUUUUGACAGAUUAUCAUUUUCUAUGGUAUGGUAUACAUGUGUACAUAUGGUUCGGCUUAGAGUCAGGUGGUUUGUGGUGAAAAGUUGGCUCCCCCUUUUUACUCUUCUUGACAUGUUCAGGUUAUUUUUAGCUGACAGUACCAUAAUGAAUUAUGCUCAUUGAUGUUCUCUGGGUUCUGAGCGGUCUUGAUGAAGCAUCAUUUUACCAUAAAGAAUAACAGGUAACCAAACAGUGUGUCACUUUGCUCAAAGUUGGAUCAUACCCAUGAAGGUAGCCCAAACCGCUCACCUGUCUCUACGAUGGCGUUAGGGUCUACAGGAAUGUCAGGUGUCAGCUUUAGUGCCAAAAGAUUCCCUUCUGUCUAAAUCAUAAUAUAAAACCCACAUAAGUAUUUGGUGUAAAUACUCAUUGACCUUGCUAUAGAUAGCCAUCGCAGCCCCCGAUUAGAGCAUGCUUCUCCAAAAGACGUCAGACUGCUGAAUAUACUGACUAUAGAAAUAGAAUGAAUAGAACGGGCGUCCCCAUUCAAGUCAAUGAUGGCAUAAUGGGUGGACUGGCAGCCAUUUUGAGUGUACCCAUGCCUAGGUCACAAAUAUAUAGGUUAAGACAACGUCGUCAUAAAUCUGGGAACAGUGCCGUUGCUAACUGCCAGCGCUGUUGCCAACUCCCGUUGUUGUAUAUUAUUAUGGGAUAUUAGAAUCCCGUUGUCUUAACCUUUGUCAUCUUCAACCUAGACCCAUACCAGGAAGUAAAAUCAGGAUGUGUACCCUUCAUACUGUGCUGUGCUGUUUUGUUGAGUCAACUCAACUGACAUUACAAAAAAUGUAUUCCAUUGCUUGAGUCACAUCAGUUAGCAUCAUUUGAAUGAACAGUCUUCAUUACCAUGGCAAUCCAGCAUCAGUUGAUAGAACAUUCCAUGGAAAUUAUAACCAUGGAAUAACCAUGGAAAUUAUACCAUGGAGCCAUUGUGAGUGUACAGACGAGUUUACCAGUCAAAUGUCCAGAGUUAGUGCUUUCAAGCCUGUUCUAUUCAUUCUAUUUCUAUGAUACUAAUGCUAUGACAUGAUGAAGGAACAGUAUUGACACAGUUUUUGUCACUGGUAGUUGAACACGCGCGAUAUCAUUGAGCAGGUACAGUAAUUAUGCUAGAUAAUCAUGACAAAAGCAGACAAAACAGUAGAAAUCACUUUUUGUCAAUAUUUUGUAUAGCCUGUGCCCCCAAAAAUCAUCUAGUCUGUCCCAGUAACAAGCAUGCGCCCCCAGAAAUAUAUACAUAUAUGAAAUGAUCUCAAAUGGUCUUUCUUUUUUUUACAAUAGUUAUGGUAUGAUUUAACAUGCUUAAAACCACCCUCUGUUUUAUUGUAUAGGCAGCAAAGAAUGGUAUUACACGCUACUCUACUGUUCAACUCAAAGCCUCAAAAUGAUGCCUUCAUGAAUUUGUAUAUUAGUUGUGUGGGACUGUGGUGUGUCUUAACCAUACAGUUUGUCUCUAAACCAGAAGCAGAAGCAUAUUUCGGGAGCCAGGAAUCAGGAUGUAUGUAUAUUAAAGUGACUAUUACAAAUCCAGUCUUGUUCCUUAUAUUUCUGCCUUAAAUACACUGCCUUCUUCUCUCAUCAUUAACAUAUUAUUGUUGUGACAGAUUGAAUCCACAGCGAGUCAGCAUACUGUAUGUAAAUAUGAUUUAUAGUAAUGUCCGUCCAUAGAGCAGGUCUGUGUUUCCUUGACACUUUACAUCACAACUAAAAUCAUUUAGACUUGGGGCUAUUAAUUUAGCCUAGAUCCAAACUAAAUUGCUCUGUUUGGUAAAGUGAAAUAGAACUAUUCAGGUAGGAUCCAGGCUACUAUUAACUAGUUUAGAGAUUGUAUCUCACAAAACAAGUCAUUGCAGGACAGAAUACAGUAAGUAGAGUUGAUCUACUGUGUGCUACAUAAAAGAAAGGCCCAUAUGUGACAGCAACAUGCAUGUACUACUGUGUAGCUUGUAUCUUUAAACUGUUCAAACCUUCCAGAUGUAACUCCCUCCCAGAGAGUUCAAGAAAUUAUGACAAAGAAUAAUAAAAAUGUAAUGCAAUACCUUUACAAUGUUGUAUGGAUAUUUCAUUAAAUGACAUGCCGGCUUUUCAAUAAAAAAAAUAUAUAGAGAAAGCAA